AUGCGCGAAAAGCGUCAAAAAAAGAAGGAGGAGAAGGCUGAAAAAAAGGCAAACAAAAACAAGGACAAAUCUGCAAAAAACGAGUCUGCUGAUAAUAAAUCCAGUGACAAUAAGAAUGCUAAACAGGAAUCGCCUAGCUCUAAAAACACGACUACUCCUCAAGCAGAGUCUAGUUCCGAGGAAGAAUCUAGUUCUGAUGAAGAGUCAAGCUCUUCCGAGGAAUCCAGUUCUUCGGAGGAAACAAGCUCUUCGGAGUCAUCCAGCUCUUCUGAAGAUUCCACCUCCUCGGAUGAAUCCAGCUCAUCUGAAGAAUCCAGUUCUGAUGAUGACUCUAGCUCUGACGAUGACUCCAGCUCCGACAGUUCUAGUUCAUCAGAACAAUCCAAGGAAAAAGGAAACAAAAAAAAGAUAUUUGGGCGGAAGAAAUGA
Molecule: messenger RNA, 429 nt
Organism: Mesocestoides corti
Lineage: Eukaryota; Metazoa; Platyhelminthes; Cestoda; Cyclophyllidea; Mesocestoididae
Source: the annotation of a GenBank genome assembly